AUGGAACAGACCAAGGCUCUGGAUGCCCUCGCGCCUUUCCUCGCCCUCUCCAAGUCGGCCACCUCUCCCCGCGCCGCCGCCGACCUCAUCACCCGCGCAACCUCGGCCCCAAACACCUUCGUCUUCGCCGAGCUCCUCCAGACGCCUCAGAUACAGGCCCUCGCCCAGAGCCCCGAAUUCGCCCCCCACCUCGACCUCCUCCACGUCUUUUCCUACGGCACCUACCAGACCUACCGCGCCGCGUCCGACCUGCCCGCCCUCGUCGAAGCCCAGGCCCUGAAGCUCCGCCAGCUGUCCCUCUUGACCCUCGCGCGCGACCGCGCCAAUCUUUCCUACGACUCACUCCAGGGAGCUCUGGACCUCUCGUCGGCCCGCCAGCUCGAAGACCUCGUCAUCAAGGCUGUGUAUCAGGGCCUCCUCCAUGCCACCCUCGACCCCGCCCGCCAGGCCGUCCAGGUCACGAGCGUGGCCCCUCUUCGCGAUCUCCAGCCUGGCUCCAUUCCCAAUAUGACCGCCGCCCUCAAUGCCUGGUCCGAUCGAUGUACCACCACCCUUGCCGACCUCGAGGCACAGAUCAGAGACAUACGCUACGCCGCCGCCGUUCGUGCCAUGGAGACCAAGACGGCAGACGAGAAGCUCCGCCGCCUGAUGGGUGAGCUGCGAGACACGGACAAUUCCCAGGACUUGCCAAGCCGCGACGGCCUGCCACGGAGAGGGAUCAACAAGCGGGCAAUGCUGGAAACGGGAAGCUCUGCCGUCGACGAGACCAUGGAGCUCGACGAGCCGUACCUGCCAGAGGAGCAGACCAAGCGGGCCAGUAAACGGAAGAUGUAG
This is a messenger RNA of Hirsutella rhossiliensis, 834 nucleotides long. RefSeq names its product PCI domain-containing protein. Gene Ontology annotation, cellular component: COP9 signalosome. Bases 1 to 834 code for a protein of 277 amino acids. The record is from RefSeq and is a predicted model, not a curated record. The transcript has 2 exons. NCBI's taxonomy places the organism in Eukaryota, Fungi, Ascomycota, Sordariomycetes, Hypocreales, Ophiocordycipitaceae.